AUGUAAUAACAUUGCAAUUUGAUUCUCAACGAUCGAGGAGCUUUAUGGUUAGGAGACUACGAGUCUGCACUAAACUUAGAGUUCCUUAAAAGCAAAGGGAUUAGAACAGUCAUAACAGUAGCUGCAGGAUUGAACUUAAAAUUUGAAGGGAUUGUUCAUCACAAAAUAGAAAUUUUGGAUAUCGAAUUAACGAACAUAUCGUAAUACUUUCAAACUGCCAAUGAUUGGAUUGAAAGAGGAUUUAACAUAGGUGGAGUAUUAGUUCAUUGCAUGGCAGGUGUUUCCCGAUCUGCAGCUAUCGUUAUUGCCUAUUUAAUAGAGAAGAAGAAGAUGACUUAUUAUUAGGCCUUGAAUUUUGUUAAAUCUAAACGACCUUAAAUAAAUCCUAACAAAGGAUUUAACAAUUAAUUAAUGUCCUACGCUACCAGAACAUCUUAGCCUCCAAUCCCAAAAUCGUCACGAGCCAAUCAUUUUCAACAGACUUAUGAUUAGUUUGAAAGCAAUUAUUAUGCCCCAGUUAAUCGUAAAAAUUCGGCUGGGCUUAUUUAAUAAAAUACAAAUUUCUAUAAAUCUAUCACUAAGUCAAUGUCAUAAAGUAAAAGUAAGAACAAAUGA
Molecule: messenger RNA, 615 nt
Organism: Paramecium tetraurelia
Lineage: Eukaryota; Ciliophora; Oligohymenophorea; Peniculida; Parameciidae
Exons: 3
Biological process (GO): negative regulation of MAPK cascade; protein dephosphorylation
Cellular component (GO): cytoplasm
Molecular function (GO): protein tyrosine/threonine phosphatase activity; MAP kinase tyrosine/serine/threonine phosphatase activity
Source: RefSeq, a predicted model, not a curated record